GACUGCACUGUCGACUUCCCGCCUUGAACCACAUGAUAAAUUGUGAAAGGCUAUUUCUCACUUACCUUAUUAAAAUAUCCAAAAAUGGCCAAUCAAAAAGUUUUUUUAUAAAGAGUUCGUUAGUUCCAAUUUUGGUCGCCAUGGAAUUAGAUUACCUAUCUAUUCUCAACUGCCUAAUUCGUUUUUCGUCAUUUAUUUUCUUUCUGUUGUGGAAAGCGUUCGUCAUGGUGUUAUCGUUCUCUGGGAGAAAAAUAUAUGGAAUAGUUUACCAUGCAUUUGUUGUGUACAGGAAAAGAUUCCUGAAUGUUGUUCCUAAGAAACCAGCUCUAGUUUCAAGAAACAUUGGAUGGAUGCUGGGUUUGUUACCUGCAGUCUCUGCUAGUGUAAAAGUUGAUGAAGAAAGAGAAAAUAAGACCAAUCUUAUUUCUGAAGCUGAUGUCUUGUACAAUGAGCAUUCCUACACCAAAUUGAGAAGUCUUCUGUUGCCCUACAAGGCCGAAGAUAAUGCCGAAAUUCUUUGGCGACUGGCACGAGCGACGUAUGAAGUAGCGAAAUUAUCGUCCAGUCCAAUUGAACAAAAAGAAUUAGAUUUUGAAGCAUACGGUUAUGUUGAAGGGGCGCUGCUCAUUGAUCCGGAAAACUUUGCUGCUCACAAGUGGAUGUUUAUUUUGUUAGAUAAAAAGGCGUCCUACGAGGGCUUAAAGGAGCGCAUUUCUCAAUCGUUUGUCGUCAAGAAACACAUAGAAAGAGCGUGUGAACUCAACCCAAAGGAUGCAACUUCAUUUCAUUUGCUAGGCUACUGGUGCUUUUCUGUUGCUGAAUUGCCGUGGCUUCAGAGGCAAAUUGCCUCAACCUUGUUUGCUACACCGCCCGUAUCUUCUUACGAAGAGGCACUGCAGUAUUUCCUAAGAGCGGAAGAAGUUGAGCCGAAUUUUUACAGUACGAAUUUAUUGAUGCUGGGGAAAACAUAUUUGCGGCUCAACAAUAAAGAAAAAGCUAUCGCUUAUUUGACCAGAGCUCGAGAUUAUGCUAUCGCCUCGUCAGAAGAUUUGGAGGCCAAACACGAGGCAGUCAAGCUAUUAAAUUCCAUCAGAUAGGCCGCUGGCUCCAAGGACGCUCGAGGAUAUUUACCCAUAUCCUUCCACAUAAAGAAAAAUGUAUGCGCCUCUUCUGUUUACCUUGAAAUUUAAUCAAAAAUGUUUGUUUUUUUAUUAUUAAAUGAUUUCCUUGUGUGUGUGUUAUCGGUACAACAUGCAAUAGUGCAACAGUUUCCCAAAUUUCCCCGUGCGUGUUUACGAAUACAAAGUUCAUUCACUUGUU
Messenger RNA from Daphnia pulex (common water flea), 1320 nucleotides. RefSeq names its product regulator of microtubule dynamics protein 1-like. The coding region runs from base 33 to 1097 and encodes 354 amino acids. Gene Ontology annotation, molecular function: microtubule binding. The record is from RefSeq and is a predicted model, not a curated record. The transcript has 7 exons. Gene Ontology annotation, cellular component: cytoplasm; spindle microtubule; mitotic spindle pole. Lineage: Eukaryota; Metazoa; Arthropoda; Branchiopoda; Diplostraca; Daphniidae.